Molecule: messenger RNA, 1421 nt
Organism: Glycine soja
Lineage: Eukaryota; Viridiplantae; Streptophyta; Magnoliopsida; Fabales; Fabaceae
Product: protein trichome birefringence-like 36
Exons: 5
Coding region: 118-1266 (382 amino acids)
Cellular component (GO): Golgi apparatus
Molecular function (GO): O-acetyltransferase activity
Source: RefSeq, a predicted model, not a curated record
CACCUCCAACACCACCGCAAGUCAUGCCUUGAUCAAACACUUUAACUCAAAACACUAAGCGAUUCCAAUCUACAUAAACCCUCUUCCAUUUAGGACCCUUCACACUCUUUCUUUUCCAUGGCAACACCAAAGAUUCACUUGCUUGUUUCGUCUUUCUUGUUGUGUGGUACCUUCCUGAGCUUGUUCCACUGCACAUUGUCCCUUCUGAACCCUGAGGAUGGGGUUGGCAUUCUGGUGCAAGCUGAUGAUGAUGUUAGCAUGGCCCAAAGCAACAGAGAUUCUAGGAAGAGAUGUGACAUUUCUGUUGGAAAAUGGGUUUAUGAUGACUCUUACCCUCUCUAUGACUCUAGUUGUCCAUAUCUCAGCUCUGCAGUUACUUGUCAAAGGAAUGGGAGACCUGAUUCUGACUAUGAGAAGUGGAAGUGGAAGCCAAGUGGUUGUACCAUGCCAAGAUUUGAUGCACUAAGGUUUCUAGGAAGAAUGAGAAGAAAGAGAAUAAUGCUGGUGGGCGAUUCAAUAAUGAGAAAUCAGUGGGAAUCUCUUGUUUGCUUAGUGCAAGGAGUUAUUCCAACUGGUCGAAAAAGGGUGACUUAUAACGGACCUGGAAUGGCCUUCCAUGCCAUGGAUUUUGAGACCUCAAUUGAGUUUUUCUGGGCACCCCUGUUGGUAGAACUGAAGAAAGGUUCAGAAAAUAAGAGAAUUUUACAUCUUGAUUUGAUUGAAGAAAAUGCAAGGUAUUGGAGAGGAGUUGAUAUCCUUGUAUUUGAUUCAGCCCAUUGGUGGACUCACCCAGAUCAAACCAGCUCGUGGGAUUACUACAUGGAGGGAAACAAUCUCACCAGGAAUAUGAAUCCUAUGGUUGCUUACCAGAAAGGACUCAGUACAUGGGCAAGGUGGGUGGAUCAAAAUCUAAACCCUAGGAGAACUGAAGUCAUUUUUAGAAGCAUGUCUCCUAGGCAUAACAGGGAAAAUGGUUGGAAAUGCUACAAUCAGAAGCAGCCUCUACCAUUUUCCAGCCACCUACAUGUUCCUGAACCUUUGGCAGUGCUACAAGGAGUGUUGAAGAGAAUGAGAUUUCCAGUAUAUCUGCAAGACAUCACAACAAUGACCGCGUUGCGCAGAGACGGGCAUCCCUCGGUAUAUAGGAGGGUAAUAAGCCAAGAUGAGAAGCAGAAACCAGGAAAAGGCCAUUCCUCUGAUUGCAGCCAUUGGUGCCUCCCUGGGGUGCCUGAUAUUUGGAAUGAGAUGCUGAGUGCACUGCUGUGACUAUAAUGGAAUGUGUUAUGUGAAAUGUAUACAGUGUACAACAAUUGCUUGAUCUAUAUCAGCAUUUACUUACAAUGAUCUAGACUCUACAGCCUUUCAUGGUUACUCUUGCAAAUUACCUGCUUGUUUGGUGUUAUUUAUUAGCAAGGCUUAAA